Molecule: messenger RNA, 886 nt
Organism: Aspergillus welwitschiae
Lineage: Eukaryota; Fungi; Ascomycota; Eurotiomycetes; Eurotiales; Aspergillaceae
Exons: 2
Coding region: 98-721 (207 amino acids)
Source: RefSeq, a predicted model, not a curated record
CUGCGCCACGUGAUCUCCCCCCUCCCCUCACUGCGUCUUCCCUGCCAAUUCUCUUUCACCCCGCUGACCUUAUCAAACCCAGAUUCAGUCGAGCAACAUGUCCAGCUUCCUCUCCUUCCUCUGCGCCCAAACCAUCGGCCGCGUCCUCCCCAUCAACGUGGACCGCCUCCCGAUCGUGGGCCGACGACUCCCAGCACUCGAAGGCGUGGAGCAGGACGACGCCGGCUCGUGCCCCGUGAACCCUCCUCUCUCGACAAUGGAACGGACCGUCUUCAGCCCCGGAGGAUGCCUUGUCUAUGGGUACCCCUCCACUGGUGGCGUCCUCAUUAAAAGCGCUAACCUGGUUGACCUGCUUUUCCUCUCGCUCCCGCGCUUUCAGGCCGUGCAGCGCGCAUCCAGUGUCGAUGAGGAGGACAGGUUCUGUAAGCUCUUGCGCCGGACUGGGGCGACGUGGUGGCUGAGUAGGGAGGAUGAGCUUGAGGCGGUUCUAGGGGUGAGAAAGAUGACGGAGGAAGAAAAGAGAGUGCUGGUGUUUGGGUGGCCGGCGGAUGGUGUAGGCGUGUGGGUGUUGAGGUUUGCGAAUGCCAAGGAAAUGCCAAGGGACUUUAUGAGAAUCAGUUUCGCGAUGAAUAUGGAGGAGAGGAUCCAGAUUAUGAGAGAGUAUGGCGCUACCUUUGUGGAGGAUGUCUCGCAGGUGGAGGAGCUUCGUGAAACGCUCUGAGUCACAUAGCCAAUCACUGCUCAUGGUCUGCCGGUUCGUGGAUUGAAGGCGGCUUCGCCGUCUAGCUCCGCCGGGGCAGCAGCCACCCUAGUUGGGUGGGUGACCACCAGCGAAUGCCUUCUGUUGUAUGUAUUAUUUUCGUUUUUGUGCUUUUUGUUCCUUGAG